ACAAAUUUUAAAGCCCAAGAAAUACCGUUAUUACUUAAACCUGUCCCAAAAUGGUCUGGCGUAGCAGUUAAGGAUGCUAAAAUGCACCAAAUAUCAUUGCAAGAUUUUAAGGACAAAUAUCUAAUUCUUCUAUUCUAUCCUUGUGAUUUUUCAUUUACUUGUCCGUCCGAAUUAAUUCAGUUCAGUGAUCGAAUAGAAGAAUUCAAAAAUAUUGGAGCAGAGAUUGUUGCAGUCUCAACAGACUCGAAAUUUGCACACUUUGUGUGGACAACAACUCCACGUAAACAAGGAGGAAUUGGCGAAAUUAAUAUUCCAUUAUUAUCAGACAAAAAUCAUAGUAUCUCAAAAAAAUAUGGAGUUUUAGAUGAAAAUUCGGGCAGUCCAUUGGGGGCUCUAUUUAUAAUAGACAAUAAACAAAUUUUACGCCACGUUACAAUAAAUGAUCCAGCGAUUCCACGCUCAGUGGACGAGGUUUUAAGAGUGAUUAAAAAUGCCCAAUUUAUUGAAAAAUAUGGAGACAUUUGUCCCUUGACAUCAAAGGAAAAUUCUCGUUUAUCAGAAAAUGACAAUCGUGACGAUUGUUUUCAAAUUUAAAUUCAAUUUAUAAAUUCUAAAUUCUAACGAAAUUAAAUUGUAACCAAUUUUAAUUUACAAGAAAUUUGAUAAAUAAAAUUCGAUAAAAAAAAAUAUAAUAAUCAAAUUUAAAUUAAACCUAUUAAUUGUAAAUUGUAACGACAUUCAAUAUUGUAACCAAUUUUAAUUUGCAGAAAAUUGAGAAAAUAUUAAAUUCGAUAAAAUUAAUAAAAUAACGAUUUUGUCUUCAAAUUUAAAUUAAAUUUAUAAAUUGUAAAUUAUAGCGGACUAUAAUUCCAAAUGGAC
This is a messenger RNA of Leptopilina heterotoma, 879 nucleotides long. Its product is annotated as peroxiredoxin-like. The transcript is spliced from 2 exons. The coding region runs from base 82 to 594 and encodes 170 amino acids. Gene Ontology annotation, cellular component: cytosol. Gene Ontology annotation, biological process: cellular response to stress; cell redox homeostasis; response to oxidative stress. The record is from RefSeq and is a predicted model, not a curated record. NCBI's taxonomy places the organism in Eukaryota, Metazoa, Arthropoda, Insecta, Hymenoptera, Figitidae. Gene Ontology annotation, molecular function: thioredoxin peroxidase activity.